AUCACGAAUCUCGCUCCCUCCCUCCCCAUGACGUCGGCCAGCUCCUGGCGGCCUCGGAUUCGCUCGCGUCUGUCAAACUGACCAAUCCCGCGUCUUUCCCCGCCCCCGGGUUGUGGAACGCAGCUGCGCGCGAUUUUUGUGUGAUGUGGGGGGAUGGCGGAGGGCGUUAGUGUGCAUUGGCCAAGGCUGUGUGUGAGAGCUUGACUUCGGGGGUCUGAAGAGCCGAGAAGAGGUGUUUGACUGGGAUCGGGAGGAGCCUGCGGUGUCUGGAGGGCCACAGGCGCCCCGCUGUGGGGCGGGGACCGGGUGCGCAACGGGAGAGGACGUACCCCGCCGACCUGAUACCCACGUCUGCGGGAACAGCUGAAGUCGGCUUUGCCUUUUCAAUAGAUUAACCAAGAUUUCACUUUCAAGAUGGAAAGCCCAUCAGUUUCAGCUGUGACAUCACCAAGCACUCCACAGACCCCUGCGCAUCCACCCUGUUCCCAUAGGAGCAGCUCGGGAAAACAACCUAUGAGUGCAACCCUUAGAGAAAGAUUGAGGAAAACGAGAUUUUCAUUUAAUUCCUGUUACAGUGUGGUAAAACGUCUUAAAGUAGAUGACGAAGAAAAUGACCAGCACCUUUCAGAGAAGCCAGCCUCCUCCAUGGAAGAAAACUGUUUGGAAUCUCAAAGAUUUAAACACAAAGACAGGGAAUCUAAGGAAAGUACAGAGUUGGAAAACACGUUCAGCAGCAUCAGUGGUUGUGACUCUGCCUCACCUGUCGUGAGGGCAGACAGCGCUCUCCAGAAUGAGUUAGUGAAGGAGAAUCUUCCUAAAGAAACCUUAAAGGAGGAAAGAACAAAGCUGGUGAAGCAGAUUCAGGAAAAAGAAGAUCUUCUUCGGAGGCUAAAAUUAGUCAAAAUGUAUAGAUCAAAGAAUGACCUGUCUCAAUUACAGUCAUUAAUAAAGAAAUGGAGAAGCUGUAGCCAGCUGUUGCUUUAUGAACUGCAGUUGGCUCUGUCUGAAGAGAACAAGAAGUUAAGCAUUACUCAACUGGUAGACCACUACGGGUUAGAUGACAAGUUGAUACACUAUAAUAGAAGUGAAGAAGACUUCACAGAUGCUUAAUAUAUACUUUCUUCCCAGAAUAUCUUUGAGGAUGGUAAUUUAAUGAAAUAUUUGCACAUUUCAGGGCUUAAAAGAAGAGUUUCUGAUAAACAUCAACAUAGGGCCCUCUACUGUAUAAAUACAGACUAAAUUCUAAAGUGCGAAUUAAGUAUUUUGGGCAUAUUGGCCAAAGGAAACUUGACAAUUAGGGAAAUGUGCAAAAAGUUUAGAUCAUGUUAAAGAAAUAAUUUGGAUAAUUCUGGGAACCAGUUUAUAUAUAUUUUUUGUUGUUUGUUUUUGUUUUGGGGGGGUGGGAAGUUUGGUGGCACAAAGCUUUAUUUAAGAUGUUAUAAAAAAAUAGUCUGGCCUAGUGAAUCUAAAUCUAAAGUGGUCUAAGAACUCCUGUCCUUCCUACAUGAACCUGUUUCUACCCAUUUACUAUCUACUUGUAUCUGGUGUUCCAGCAGCUGAUUAAAUCCCUAUGUCCAAAA
Ochotona curzoniae (black-lipped pika) is the source of this 1580-nucleotide messenger RNA. RefSeq names its product SWI5 dependent homologous recombination repair protein 1 (gene SFR1). Gene Ontology annotation, biological process: double-strand break repair via homologous recombination; positive regulation of DNA-templated transcription. The transcript has 4 exons. Bases 415 to 1110 code for a protein of 231 amino acids. Gene Ontology annotation, cellular component: Swi5-Sfr1 complex. The record is from RefSeq and is a predicted model, not a curated record. Lineage: Eukaryota; Metazoa; Chordata; Mammalia; Lagomorpha; Ochotonidae.